Messenger RNA from Entelurus aequoreus (snake pipefish), 2603 nucleotides. RefSeq names its product COBW domain containing (gene zng1a). The record is from RefSeq and is a predicted model, not a curated record. The transcript has 16 exons. Gene Ontology annotation, cellular component: cytoplasm. Lineage: Eukaryota; Metazoa; Chordata; Actinopteri; Syngnathiformes; Syngnathidae. The coding region runs from base 161 to 1252 and encodes 363 amino acids.
CUCUGCCGGACUCGGACUAAUAACGGUGUUGCACAUAUUUGGAACCCCGGAGAGGAAGCCUGCUAAUGCAGCUUUUUAAUUUAAUUGUCACACUUCGCUUAAUCGUGUGAUUCAACCGUCUUGUCAGUACAUCCUGCCAGAUUGUUUAAAUGUCGUGGUGAUGGCGGAUGACGAUGAUUGCCCAGAGUUGGUGCCCAUCGACACCCAGCAUGAUGGUCCUGCAGAGCAGAUCCCUGUCACCAUCAUCACUGGCUACCUUGGCGCUGGAAAGACCACACUGCUGAACUACAUUUUAACCGAACAACAUAGCAAACGGAUUGCUGUCAUACUCAAUGAAUUUGGAGAAGGUAGCGCUCUUGAGAAGUCCCUGGCAGUGAGCCAUGCUGGAGAACUUUAUGAGGAGUGGUUGGAGCUGAGAAAUGGCUGCCUUUGUUGCUCUGUCAAGGACAAUGGCCUUAAAGCUAUUGAGAACCUGAUGGAGAAGAAGGGAAAGUUUGACUACAUCCUUUUGGAAACCACAGGACUUGCUGAUCCAGGUGCUGUAGCCUCCAUGUUCUGGGUUGACGCAGAACUCGGCAGUGAUAUCUACCUGGAUGGCAUCGUGACCGUCAUCGACGCCAAGUAUGGACUGGAGCAUCUAACAGAGGAAAAAGCUGAUGGUCUUGUGAAUGAAGCUGCAAGGCAAAUUGCACUGGCUGACCUGACUAUUAUCAAUAAGACUGAUCUGGUGACGGAAGAAAAACUUGCUCAAAUCCGAGAUGCUGUCAGGUCAAUCAAUGGUGUGGCCAAGCUCCUGGAAACGCAGAGAUCAAGGGUAGACCUCUCUGAAGUUCUCGACCUUCACGCCUUUGACAGUAAAGAUGGCACAAAUUUAUCCGAGAAGUUGCAGAUGGUGAAACCGAUCAGCCCUCAUCUUGAUAAGAGUAUUUUAACGAUGACGUUUGAAGUGGUUGGAAGUCUUUCAGAGGAUGCCCUCAAUGUUUUCAUUCAGGAUCUCCUUUGGGAAAAGACGCUGAAAAACAAAGAGGGGCAACCCAUGACUGUCAUCCGCUUAAAGGGAAUAGUGGCGCUGGCGGCUAAAGCCCACCAAGUCAUGCUGCAGGGGGUCCACGAGCUGUAUGAGCUCAAUGAGACACCCCAGCUUUGGGGGGAGCACCUGCGGGUCAGCCGACUGGUCUUUAUAGGAAGGAACUUGGACAAGGAUAUUCUGCAACAACAUUUCAUCUCCACUGUGGUACAAAGAGAUAAAUAACCAGAAGAAGAUACGGUCCAAACAGAAGAGCAGAUCUUCGGGCUCGGUCUGCUAUUUCCUCAAGAUGAUGAAGCACAUGCACGAGAGGUUAGCUGAUGUUAACGAGAAUAGGAGGCGUGUGGUUUUCUAUUUAUAAUGGUUUCUAUAAACAAUACCAAUUAUGUACUUUGUUACGAGUGAGUAGUGCAUCAUUGCUGUCCAAUGAAAAACAUGUGAAGUAUCUCCCCUUUGUGUUUUUUUCCUUUUAUAGCUGAAACAUGAAGAACCUAUGUGUAUGCUUUUCCAUUAAAUACAACAAAAACGUACAAAUAUGGGGCAAAAAAAUUGCUUUUCAUUGGCGGAAACAGUUGUCCAAUUAAAACUUAUAUCUCCACAUGAGUUUUUCUAUGUUAGAUCCAAAAUAUGAAUAAAUGUGACCUGUUGUUUUUCAGAUGAAGACUUUCAACAUUUGGAGAGAACAUGUUUUCAUUGACACCUUUGAAAAACAUUAGAGGUGUAACGGUACGUGUAUUUGUAUCGAACCGUUUCGGUACGGGGGUUCCGGUUCGGUUCGGAGCUGUACCAAACGAGUUUCCACACGGACAUAUUAAGUAGCGUAACGCACGUUGUGUAAACAAUGAACAACACACGGCAUGCUAGCAGCUAACGGGCUACGAUAGACUGACCAUACGUCCUCUUUUCACCGGACAUGUCCUCUUUUGCGGAGCUGUCAGGGCGGAGUUUCUUUAAUGCCUCAAAUGUCCGGCAUUUUGAGUUAGGGUUGCGUGUAUUUUCAAUGUACGUUCAGGGUUAAGAAGGGGUUAAAAACAAAAGAAAUUGUGCAUGUGGCAGCAUUCGUGAGGGAGGGGCAGAGACAGAGAGAGAGCGAGAGAGUUAUGAUAAACGUGCAUGCGUCGCCAGUCUCUGCUUUUUAUCCAUAGAUAUAUCAGAUUCAAUUUUUUAUUAUCUAUAGCAGGGGUGUCAAAAGUGUGCCCCGGAGGCCAUUUGCGGCCCACAGCUAAUGUUUUAAAGGCCCACGGCACAUUCUAAAAAUACUAUUAAAAUAAACAAAAACAUAACAAAAGUGGGACGGCGUGGCGAAAUUGGUAGAGUGGCCGGGCCAGCAAUCGGAGGGUUGCUGGUUACUGGGGUUCAAUCCCCACCUUCUACCAUCCUAGUCACGUCCGUUGUGUCCUUGGGCAAGACACUUCACCCUUGCUCCUGAUGGGUGCUGGUAGCGCCUUGCAUGGCAGCUCCCUCCAUCAGUGUGUGAAUGUGUGUGUGAAUGGGUAAAUGUGGAAAUACUGUCAAAGCGCUUUGAGUACCUUGAAGGUAGAAAAGCGCUAUACAAGUAUAACCCAUUUAUCAUUUA